This is a messenger RNA of Phytophthora nicotianae INRA-310, 339 nucleotides long. RefSeq lists its product as hypothetical. The coding region runs from base 1 to 339 and encodes 112 amino acids. Lineage: Eukaryota; Oomycota; Peronosporomycetes; Peronosporales; Peronosporaceae. The record is from RefSeq and is a predicted model, not a curated record. The transcript has a single exon.
AUGCGCCUCGCCUACAUUUUCACGUUGGUUAUUGCCACCACCCUCCACGCUAGCGGCUUUGCACUCCCCACGGCCACGAAUCCUAGGGUCAGGAUCCAGAAUGAAGCGCCAGAGAUGGUCGAAGCUAUCAACGCUGAUGGCGGAAGACUUCUACGUCGAAUUGGGACGGGUGCGAAGGUUGAAGAAGAGCGGACCUGGAACAAUUUCGGGAAAUGGCUGAAGAAGCAGAUCCCGCUCACCGAAGGCUGGAAGGAAGCUAGAAAGGUGAGGAAAGGCAAAGAGCAUAUGGCUAGAUUCAGGCGCAACCGCGAGAACAUCAGAGCGUCGAUUAUCCAGUAG